CAAGAAACAGUAAGAUACUCUUUGUCGAAAAAAUACGCAUAGCAACGGGGAUCAUGAGCUUGCUAUUGUCGCUUGUCGCCGCCCUCGUCAUCUCCACGGUGAGCGCUGGCGACGAUGCGGCGCUGCUUGCUUUCAAAGCCCAGCUCAACCACGAUGCGGUGGCCUCCUGGAACAGCAGCGCCCACUUCUGCAGCUGGGAGGGCGUGACGUGCAGCCACCGGCAUCCAGCGCGAGUGGUGGCGCUGAGCCUGUACGGCAGCGCGCUCACCGGAGCGCUUUCCCCGGCCAUCGGGAACCUCACGUUCCUGCGGACGUUGAACCUCAGCACCAACAGGCUCCACGGUGAGAUUCCGGCGAGCGUGGGACGCCUACGCCGCCUGCGGAUACUCGAGCUAACCAACAACUCUUUCUCCGGCACUUUACCGGUAAACCUGAGCUUCUGCAUCAACAUGACCGUCCUUUAUCUGGACAACAACAACCUUGGUGGGGAAAUCCCAGCCGAGCUCGGCGAAAGGCUGACGUCCCUCAAGGCGAUCUCGCUAAUGAACAACAGAUUCACAGGACUCAUCCCGGCAUCACUGGCCAACCUAUCCGAUCUACGAUACCUCGAGUUCUCCACGAACCAACUUGUUGGCUCAAUCCCACCACGGCUCGGCAGUAUGCAGAGCAUACGGUACUUCUCUCUCCCCUAUAACAACCUUUCUGGUAUGCUCCCACCCUCCCUCUACAACUUGUCGUCGCUGGCGUACAUUGACUUGAGCGCAAACAUGUUGUAUGGAAGUAUUCCAGAUGACAUCGGCAGCAAGUUCCCCAUUAUGCAAGUUCUUAGCUUGGGUUUUAACCAGUUCACUGGAACCAUCCCUUCAUCGCUAUCCAAUCUAUCUCAGUUAACAGAAGUUCUUCUCGGUGUCAAUAGAUUUAACGGGUAUGUCCCUCCCACUUUGGGGACGCUGCAAUCUGUCAAGUAUCUGGAGUUGUCUGGCAAUAGACUUGGCGGAUAUGUGCCGUCCACUUUGGGGAGGCUGAAAGCUCUCCAGGGUCUACAUCUCGCUGAAAAUAGCUUUGAAGCGAAUGACAAACAGGGAUGGGAAUUCAUCACUUCUUUGGCAAACUGCACCCAGUUGUCGGUCUUGAUUCUCUCCGAAAACUUGUUCAGUGGACAGCUACCAGGUUCAGUUGUGAACCUCUCAACAACUCUCCAGAAGUUAAUCUUGGAUACAAAUAGGAUCUCUGGGAGUAUCCCUGAAGUAAUUGGUAAUUUGGUAGGUCUUAGCAUGCUUUACAUAGCAAACAAUAGCAUAUCUGGGCUAAUUCCGGAAAGCAUUGGCAAGCUGGAAAACUUGGUUGAGCUAUACAUAUACAAUAAUAGCUUGUCUGGUGUCAUACCGUCGUCUCUAGGAAACCUUUCACAGUUGAAUAGGUUUUAUGCAUACUAUAACAACUUGGAGGGGCCAAUUCCAGCAAGCUUAGGCAAGUUGGGAACACUUUUUGCACUUGAUUUGUCAAGUAACCACCGACUUAAUGGCUCCAUUCCGAGGGAGAUUUUAGAGUUGCCUUCCCUUUCAUGGUAUUUGGACUUAUCAUACAAUUCCCUCUCUGGACCCCUUCCUACUGAAGUUGGUAGCUUGUCAAACCUUAACCACCUGAUUCUAUCAGGAAAUCAGUUGUCGGGCAAGGUACCCGACAGUAUACAGAAUUGCGUAGUGUUGGAUGUGCUCUUGUUAGACAAUAACUCGUUUGAGGGAAGUAUACCUAAAUCACUGAAGAAUAUGAAAGGGCUCCAGUUACUGAAUCUGACCAUGAACAAGUUCUCUGGUAACAUUCCUGAUGCCCUUGGUAGUAUUGGCCACCUGCAGCAACUGUAUCUAGCACAUAACAACUUGUCAGGGCGGAUCCCCACCGCGUUACAGAAUUUGACAUUUUUGUGGGAUUUGGAUCUAUCCUAUAAUGAUUUGCAAGGUGAAGUGCCAAAAGGGGGUGUUUUCAAAUACCUGCAUGCUGCAUCAGUUACUGGAAAUACACAAUUGUGUGGAGGAGUACCCCAGAUUCACUUGGUUCCUUGCUCCACACAUACUUUAAAAGGUAGCGAAAAACAUAAGUCGAACUCUCUGCUGAUUUCUCUACCAGGAAUAGGAGCAAUUUUGUUCCUUGUUUUGGUCACUGUUAUUAUUUGGAAUCUCAAACAAAGGCGAAAGAUUCAAGCUCCACCAACAAGUACUGAAGAACAAUUUCCAAGAGUUUCUUAUCAGGCAUUGUUCAGAGGAACUGAUGGGUUUUCAGAAUCUAACUUGCUUGGCAAAGGAAGAUAUGGUGAAGUUUACAAAUGCAUUUUACAUGAUAACGAUACACCCGUGGCUGUAAAAGUAUUUAACCUUCAGCAGUCAGGAUCUUCUAAGAGUUUCGAAGCUGAAUGUGAGUCGCUGAGAAGGGUACGUCACCGUCAUCUCAUAAAGAUUAUCACGUGCUGCUCAAGCAUCGAUCCCCAAGGCCAAGACUUCAAGGCAUUGGUUCUGGACCUCAUGCCCAACGGUAGCUUGGAUGGUUGGCUUCAUCCAAAAGACAACAUUUGCACUCUCAACAAUACUCUGAGCCUAGCUCAAAGGCUAGAUAUUGCUGUCCAAGUUGUAGAUGCUUUGGAAUAUCUUCAUAAUCACUCCCAGCAGCCAAUUGUUCAUUGCGAUGUCAAGCCAGGCAACAUCCUUCUUGGAGAAGACAUGAGUGCCCGAGUUGGAGACUUUGGUAUAUCAAGGAUCCUCCCUGUAAUUGGAAGCACAACCUGGCAAAAUUCAAAUAGCACAAUUGGGAUAAGAGGCUCCAUUGGCUAUGUUGCUCCAGAGUACGGCGAAGGUUCUCCAAUCUCAACUCUUGGUGAUGUUUAUAGCCUUGGGAUAUUGCUGCUUGAGAUGGUAACAGGUAGAAGCCCAACGGAUGAUAUGUUCAGAGAUUCAAAAGAUCUUCACAAGUUUACAGAGGCUGCUCUCCCUGACAGAAUCCUGGAGAUAGCUGAUCCAACAAUAUGGCUGCACAAUGACAUCAAUGAUAACACUACAAGAAGAAGGAUUCAGGAAUGUUUGAUCUGUGUCAUUAGGGUCGGCUUAUCCUGCUCAAAGCAGCAACCUAGAGAGCGAAUGCUGAUACGGGAUGUAGUCGCGGAGAUGCACGCAAUAAGAGAUGCAAACCUGAGGUUUAUCGGUUCUCUUGCUGUGGGACAUGGAGAAAGAGAAGUCAACACGCUGCAGCGAUCUGCACCGACAAUUAGCAAUUAGAGUUGAAGAACUGGCAUGAAUAGUAUAGGCUGUAGAUAUCAGUUAACACGAAUAACUGAAUCUGUCAAUAUGCCCAUACUAUGAUACUAAAAACCCUUCUUGUAGCACUAGAUAUUGUUUGUUUCAGUUCUUUUUUUUUGUUUGCGAAUGGAUUUGUAUUACUCAAAGAUAUCAAGGAUUACAAUCUGUAUGGCAUAGACUUGUUAACCCCUCAGAGGAAAGCCAUACUGCCGUACAAGUAUGAUAUAGGCAACUAUAUAUAGACUCUUUGAUGAGUGUGCGCACUAGCACAAUGA
Molecule: messenger RNA, 3562 nt
Organism: Lolium perenne
Lineage: Eukaryota; Viridiplantae; Streptophyta; Magnoliopsida; Poales; Poaceae
Biological process (GO): protein phosphorylation
Molecular function (GO): ATP binding; protein binding; protein kinase activity
Source: RefSeq, a predicted model, not a curated record